This is a messenger RNA of Nicotiana tabacum (common tobacco), 1607 nucleotides long. Lineage: Eukaryota; Viridiplantae; Streptophyta; Magnoliopsida; Solanales; Solanaceae. The record is from RefSeq and is a predicted model, not a curated record.
CACCUCUCAUUCCCUCCUUCUCCUUUCACCCCACACCACCAAACAUCAAGAUUUCCACCAUUGUGAUAAGAAUCUAAAAGACCCUCAAACAAAAGCCAGAUUUAUUUCCCAUACUUCCCUCUUUCCCUUCCUCUUUGGCUGGCUUCUUGCUCCUCCAUAUCAGCCUCUCUUUUUUUUGCAUUGCAGAGCUAAGAAAAAAAGUGACCCUUAACCAUGUCUUGCUCAAAUUUGACAAUGUUGGUAUCCUCAAAACCAUCUCUUUCUGACUCCUCUGCACUUUCUUUCCGCUCUUCUGUCAGCCCUUUUCAGCUUCCUAACCACAACACAUCAGGCCCUUCAAACCCCUCAAGAUCAUCAUCAGUCACCCCUGUUCACUGUGGUCUUCGUGAUCUACGUGAUCGGAUUGAAUCAGUCAAGAACACCCAGAAAAUUACUGAGGCUAUGAAGCUUGUUGCUGCUGCUAAAGUCAGAAGAGCUCAAGAAGCUGUUGUGGGUGCUAGGCCUUUCUCUGAGACUUUGGUUGAGGUCCUUUACAACAUUAAUGAGCAGCUUCAAACUGAUGACAUUGAUGUUCCCCUCACCAAAGUAAGACCUGUGAAAAAAGUGGCUUUGGUUGUUGUCACUGGUGACCGUGGUCUUUGUGGUGGUUUUAACAACUACCUCAUCAAAAAAGCUGAGGCUAGGAUUAGAGAUUUGAAAGCUCUUGGCAUUGAUUACACUAUUAUCAGUGUUGGCAAAAAGGGUAACUCUUAUUUCAUCCGCAGGCCUUACAUUCCUGUAGAUAAGUUCCUUGAAGGAAGCAAUUUGCCCACUGCUAAAGAUGCUCAGGCCAUUGCUGAUGAUGUUUUCUCGCUUUUCGUGAGUGAAGAGGUUGACAAAGUUGAGCUUUUGUACACAAAGUUUGUGUCUUUAGUGAAAUCUGAGCCAGUGAUUCACACCCUGCUUCCAUUGUCACCAAAGGGAGAGAUUUGUGACAUCAAUGGGAACUGUGUUGAUGCAGCAAAUGAUGAGUUCUUUAGGUUGACAACAAAGGAAGGAAAAUUGACAGUGGAAAGAGACAUUAUAAGGACUAAAGAUAUUAUGAGGACUAAAACAACUGAUUUUUCGCCAAUCUUGCAAUUUGAGCAGGACCCUGUUCAGAUUCUUGAUGCCUUGCUUCCACUUUACUUGAACAGUCAAAUCUUGAGGGCAUUGCAGGAGUCAUUAGCCAGUGAGCUUGCUGCUAGGAUGAGUGCCAUGAGCAGUGCAACAGAUAAUGCAACUGAAUUGAAGAAGAACCUCUCUAGAGUCUACAACAGACAGCGUCAGGCAAAGAUUACAGGAGAAAUAUUGGAGAUUGUUGCUGGAGCAGAUGCCUUGGUUUAAGCAUACUUCUUCUUGUUCCCCUGCAAUUGUGCUUCUCUGUAGGUACAAUAAUGAAGUCUAGACAAUUCUUAUUUUCUGCUUCUCAGCCUCGUACAGACUUUGUGCACAAGAUGAGAACCACAUUAUAUUUUGUACACAAGGCCGGAUCAAACGUAUAUUUGUAUUUCAAUUUUUCCUGCUAUAUUUGUAAAACAUGAAUUAUUGAAAGCCCGAAGAUUCACUUCCUCGUAUAGCUUUUCGUC